CCGCGCAGGCCCGGCAGCGCCGCGGUGCCGGGGCGCGCUGCCAUGGCGGCGCCCGCCGGCCUCUGGGCGGAGGUCAGGGCGCUGCUGCCCGGCGCCGAGCAGGGGCUGACCUUGGCGCUGAGCGGCGACGUGGAGGACUGCGUCCGGCUGCUGCUGCAGCGGGCCCGCGGGCUGCUCUGCGGCGCGGCCGGCCGGCCCUGCGCGGCCACGGCGGCGCAGCUGCGGCGCCUGGGCGACGUCCUGCGCGACUACUCCUGGGAGAAGCUGAACGCGGGGCCGUGGCGGGAGGUCGGCAAGGCCUGGCGGCAGGUCUACGCCUACGGCUGCCUCUUCGGGGCGCUGGCCGAGGUCGCCGCCGGCCGCCCGCUGGCGCCCGCCGUGCGCCUCUGCGACAUGGGGCUGCUGAUGGGCGCCUCUGUCCUGGACAACGUCCUCGCCCGUCUCGUCCGCGUCCUGCAGGCGCACCUGCCCCGCGCGGAGCGGCGCGGCCCGGCCGCGGGCACCGCCGAGGUGCGGCCCUGGGGGGGCCCGGCCGCGGGCACCGCCGAGAGGGUCCGGACUGACCACCCCUCUCCAGUCCCUGUUGUGCAGCUGGAAGAUGCGCUUCCACACCUUCAGUGCCCUUCGCUGGAGCAUUUCAGAGACAACUACCUAAUCCCACAGAAGCCUGUGGUCUUAGAGGGGAUUAUGGACCACUGGCCGUGUAUGAAGAAGUGGAGUGUGGACUAUUUUUGUCAAGUCGCAGGGUGCCGCACAGUCCCUGUUGAAGUGGGUACCCAAUACACAGAUGAGGAAUGGUCUCAGAAGCUCAUGACUGUCAGUGACUUCAUCAACCAGUAUAUUGUGAAUAAGAACAGUAUGGGAUACCUUGCCCAGCACCAGCUUUUUGAUCAGAUCCCAGAAUUGAAAGAGGAUAUCAGUAUCCCUGACUACUGCUGCCUGGGUGAAGGGGAAGAAGACGACAUCACCAUUAAUGCUUGGUUUGGUCCAGAAGGCACUAUCUCACCUCUUCAUCAGGAUCCCCAGCAAAACUUUUUAGCCCAGGUAUUUGGAAGAAAGUAUAUCCGUCUAUAUUCGCCACAAGAUUCAGAAAACCUGUACCCACAUGAAAGCCAAAUUCUUCACAACACUAGUCAGGUUGAUGUGGAAGACCCUGACUUAGUCAAGUUUCCCAAUUUCAGAAAGGCCGCGUUUCAGUCCUGUAUUCUGAUGCCUGGACAGGUUCUGUUUAUUCCAGUUAAAUAUUGGCACUAUGUAAAAUCGCUUGAUAUCAGCUUCUCAGUCAGUUUCUGGUGGUCAUAGCUCCAAAGCAUGCAUGAAGUCUGUUAGCAUUGUAAUAGGAAAUCAAAAUCAGAAAAAGUAGCAUCUGGCAUCUCCUCACAAGAGAAUUAUUUUUAAGCCUGAGGAUGUUCUUCCCUCUCCGGAAGUCAGAAGUGGAUUAAAACCAGAAACCAACAAACUCUUUGUUUCAGCAUGGUGAAGAAAUCGGGAUGGGCAAAUGGAAAGAAGAUGCUACAGCCACUUUAUUUUUGUGGAUAUUUCUCAUAUGAACUCCUCACAAAGGGCAUCUGUUAGGUCAUCAUCUUGUAUGCCUGUGUACAUCUGAAAUGGGUCUAUAUAUCAGCACUGCCAGGACUCUGCUUCAAACUAUAUUUGGAACAUCAGGUUAGUGUUAUCUUCUACUUGGACUUAAUAACAGUAAAAAUUGGAGUUAUAUAAACAGUGAGGGAUGGUGCCACCCUAAGGUUCAAUACGUUAAAAAAAAAAAAAAAAGCUAACACAAAGAAAGAUACCAAUCUCCUAUAAGCAAAAAGUUACUAGUGUUAAGGCCUAGGAACAUAAUUGUAGUUAAUCCAUAUUUUAAUUGCAGUUAAAUAAACUGAAGCUUAAUCAUACUUUGAUUAACCAUCAGCUGAACUGCAGACACUCUGCCUUCUGCAGUGUCACACGUUUCUACAAAGGAAAAGAUAUGCUGCCAUUCCAUUCUGGUACCUGGCAAUAUCUAGUCCUUGUCUUUUUUCCAAGUCACUCUUAAAGGAAGAAGCAUCAUUACAUAAAACUGGAGAGUGAGGUGUUAGUACUAAAAACUAAAAGAAUCCUAGGAUGACAACUUUUUCAACACUUUGCAGACAUAAGCUGGUACUGCCCCAAAAGUUUUGUUCUACUCCUUCCCAAUCAUUUUGAUUGCGGGAAUAUUCCCUCUCUUACGGAGCAUAGCUGCUCAUGACCUGGCCUUAUGGCAGAUGACCUUUUCUGUGUCUAAAGGUAAAAAACAAGCAAGGGUACUAACUGAAAGUGUUCGCCAGUCUUCUCAGAGAGGAAACUGCAAGUGCUACAUUGUUUUUUCACCUACUUGAAGCCCUGUGGUGCUAGUAACAGGUUUCACUUUCGUUUGUGCAGCUGAAGCUGUACAAAUAAGGAACGCUGUUGCUGAGAAAGGCUUCUUUUAAUAGUUCACCUGCAUUGAUCAGCUUCCAGGACUGACAAAACAUUUGCAUCUUUCAUUCCCAAACACACACUGUGAGUCCCAAUCCAAGAAUAUGGAGAACUACGAAACCAAAACAGCUUCUGAGAAAGCUGUGAAGGAGAACAGGAAGGUCAAUGAUAGUUUUAUUGUAAGGUUUAUAAAACUUCAGGAAAAAAUAAGUACACUGAACAGUGCACUGUUACUAACGAAUACAAUACAGUCUGGCUAUUUUACAAGAGUGGGGAAAAAAGAUUUCACUGAAAACAAGUUUUACUAGCAUCGUCUAGUGCUGAGACUGAAGCUCUUCUCUGCCCUUCCUGUUUUUGAUGAUGACGGGCAGUCUAUUCGACGCAUACCUGUAAAGAAAACAAAAGAAAGGUUAAUGAAUGGCACACAAAAAAAGCGUGAUAUUGUAUAACCUCUGUAUUUUUAAAAUGCUUUAUGGAGUCCUGUGUUCCUGUUCAGAACAUGCAAUUUCCCUGACUGAAUAGAGGAAUUCUGAAAAGAUUGUGCUCUUAGAAGCUCAGUAUUUCCAGAA
Molecule: messenger RNA, 3005 nt
Organism: Tyto alba (common barn owl)
Lineage: Eukaryota; Metazoa; Chordata; Aves; Strigiformes; Tytonidae
Gene: KDM8
Product: lysine demethylase 8
Exons: 7
Coding region: 43-1302 (419 amino acids)
Cellular component (GO): nucleus
Molecular function (GO): histone H3K36 demethylase activity
Source: RefSeq, a predicted model, not a curated record